Paraphaeosphaeria sporulosa is the source of this 878-nucleotide messenger RNA. RefSeq lists its product as uncharacterized. The record is from RefSeq and is a predicted model, not a curated record. Lineage: Eukaryota; Fungi; Ascomycota; Dothideomycetes; Pleosporales; Didymosphaeriaceae. The transcript has 2 exons. Bases 274 to 780 code for a protein of 168 amino acids.
AAGCCAACCAACCCUGGCGCGAAGCUCAACUUUGUGAUUCGAUUCACGGGUGACGGUGUCAGCAACCCUUGUUCCUACAAGAACGGGCAGUACUACAAUUCGUACGGCGGGGGCAAUCCCGAUGGCUGCACAGCAAGCGUUGCGGACGGUAAAACACUCACGAUCGUGUUCAGCAAUAACUAGCCGCGGCUCGAAUCGUAGCGUUUCUGGGCGAUUUCCUUUCUACAGUGUUUCUUUCUAGGCUUUAACAGCAAUGUUGGUCAAUACUUGACUAUGUGGAAAGACUUUCUUCUCAACAUCGAACCCCAUCUCGACGGACUUUUUGGAGGCGUUUCGGAUCUGCGCAAACUUCAACAUGGAUACCUGACGGCAUGCGGUACCAAUUAUUCUCCGCGAGGAGCUUUUUUUCGACUUGUAAGUUCUUUGCUGCUUUCUGUACAUUAUAUGCGGAUCUGCCAUGUGCGAUACCGCUACCUAGUGUUGCUUUCUCUUUUUCAAGGCGUCUUCUUAUCGGGCUCUGGGGAAGAAAUGCGUUCGAUGGAUGCUGGGAAGAGGCGGAGUGUACUGGUGGUGGUAUUGGCUGGUAAAGGUGCGGUUGGACGUUGGUGGCACAAGCAUGCAUGUGGUUGGGUGGUGUCAUCAUGGAUUGGGUUCAAGUUUCGGAUUGCUGUCAUGGGGCGUUCGGGGAAAUUCUGCUGGAGAUGCGGUGGUUUGCAGAUGGAUCUGGGCGGCCUGAGAUGGUUCGUGUCCAGUGUGCUAUUCCAUGGCCCACUCCUUUGAGCGAUCCAUUCGAUGAAACUGUCAUAACGAAAGCUCAUACUUCUUUUGCGGUUGCAUGUGUGAGUGAGCUGGACUACGUCCGCUGCUUGAGAUGGCGC